AUGCCGCGCUCACCACCACCGCCCUCGUCGUCAUCGUCAGUGACAAUCAGCACACUCCUCAACACUCUUCACACCCACCUCAAUGCACAGACUCAACAUCUCCCCACCCUCCACGCGCAACUUGGCCUCCCACUCACCGCCCUCGAAGACGAGCUGAACGCCCUCCAAAUAUCUCUUACUCGCACUGUGGAGGCGCAGAUCGAGGUCCGUAGACAAGAGGUACGCGACUGGGUAGCCAAAUGCGAGGACGUCGAGCGCGGAUGCGUUCGCUACGUACGUGCGCUCGGCACCGGCGUCAAGAUCAAGUCGGACGAAGGCGAGCAGGUCCUGCCACGGCGACAUGAGCGCGCCGUGGCACGUCUGGAGAAGCUUAGACAGACGUAUCACUCGAAAUUGGAACAGCUUACGGCACUCUCAAAUCGGUUGAACGGACUCGCUCAGAUUCUCGGUCCCAACUUUUUCCCUCCAGAGGCGGGCUCGCUGGCGUGUGCAGAUGAGACCGAGGGUGAUGAGCGGGAUGUGUCGCAGGAGCAGUUUUCAAGACUUGAGAAGGAACUUGUGAAGGGGAAGGCGGAAGUGACGAAGCGCGUGAAUCAACUUGCCGAGCUCUUUGUCCACCUUGACUGGCUCUACAGCGAACUCGGGAUGGACCCACCUCAUCCCAAUCAUCCCGACCCGCAUCGUCAUCCUUCAUCGUCCACCCUUGCCGUCCCCUCUUGUUCCCUCCCGCGCGCAUCUUUCUCAUCCACCAACUCCGACCCAUUCUUGUCGUCCAGCAUGGCCCGAUCGCCCACCUCCGCCUAUACCAAGAACGAACACGCACCAAUGCUCGUCCCAUCAUCCCCCGCCUCGCGCGCAUCCUCGACAACACCACCUGACUCCGCCCCCGAGCACGCGCAUCCACACGAAAGCGAAUAUUUAGCUCUCCUCGGCAAGUUUAUCACUUUGCUCGACUCGUCAGCGACGGGCGAGGGCGGCGAGGAGCAGCAGCCCAAUCCGACGGCGCUGCUCCACAGCAUGCGUGUGCAGCCAAUACCCGCGCUUGUUGAGUGGGCAGCGAAUCUGUGCGAUAGGCUCAGCGGUCUUAAGAAGGGGCGCGAGGCGCAGAUACAGGCGAUGUACGAUCAGCUUGAGGGGCUGUGGCGGCGCAUGGGUGUGCCAGAGGAGGCGAUGGAUGGGUUCGUCGAGGCGAACUGCGGCACAACGGAGGCAUCAAUAGCAGCAUACGAAGAGGAACUUGAACGAAUGGUCGAACUUAAACGCGAACGCAUGGGCGAAUUUGUCGACAAUGCACGAAAGGAGAUCCAGAAGCUUUGGGACGAACUUAUGAUCGGCGAGCAGGAGCGUGAGGCCUGUGUGCUCUUCUGGGACGAUGAACCAACAACGGAGCUUCUCACGCAGCAUGAACAGCUCAUCGGCUCGCUCAAGGCUGAGCUAAAGCUUAAGCUACCGCUACUCACGAGCGUGCGCAAGUAUUUCGACAUAUGUGAAGAGGAGAAGGAGUUGGCGCGCGUUGCAUCGGAUCAAACGCGCUUGCUUGCGCGUGGGCCGUCAGGCAAGGAGAAGCGCGACCCGGGACGGUUGCUCAGAGAGGAAAAGAUGCGAAAGCGUGUGCAGAAGGAGAAGCCCAAGGUUCGCCAUUUUUUCGCGUCCAUGUUGAGGGGAACCAGCCUGACGCAAAUCAUUAACUACACACAGCUGGAGCAACACCUCGUCUCGGCCCUCCCCGCGUGGGAAGCCCAGCACGAGCGGCACUUCCUAGUGCACGGCGAGCGGCUGCUCGACUUGCUCCAGGAACAGGUUGCCGUGUCUGAGCAAGAAAAGGAGAACAAGAAACGCAGCUCGCAGAGCGCAUACGCAUACCGUGAUACGACCGUCCCGCUCAAGAACGGCAGCGGCGAUCCUCCAGUAAACUCUGCAGUUCCACUGACCACCACUAGGAAAUCGAGCACGAGGGGCAAGGGGAGCUACGUCCCCGAUAAGUCGACCUCAACGUCGUCGUCAAGGUCGUCUGCGGCAUCAGCUAGACCCGAAUCGUCGAUGUCGGCGUAUACGACACCUCGGCCGCCGUCGAGCGCCGGUGGGAGGGUCACGCCCGCUGUGCGUUCGGCGUCGGCGAUGUCUACAGGUGGAGGAGGUAGUAACAAGCGGCAAAAGAUGAGCGAUGGGUCGAGUUUACCCCGCCCUGGGACGGCGAUGGGCACAGGAACCAUCACAAGAUCAAGGACGAGGUCGGGGUCGUCCGCCACUUCGACGGGGACAGCUUCAGCUUCGAGGUCACAGCAGAAGGGGAUGGGAUGGGGCCGCGGACCCGGGGCGUCCACGGUGCUGCGACCACAGCCGGUGACAUCGACGUCGAAGACGGGUGUGCGGUCUGCGUCGGCGCGUACACCGGGAGCGAGCGCAGGCGGACGGGGUAUGUUCAACAAGGGCGCUGGCGCUCCCGCCUUUUCGAGGGCACCGGGAACAGCAGCGGGUGCUGGCGAGGCGCGGCGAAAUCGCAUGAAGCGCGAGAGCUUCCGCCCAAGGGCGAGUAUCGGCGAGUCGGGCGUUAAUCUUGUGGACGCGUGGCGCGGGACGGCUGGCUUUGCGGGGGCUGGCGCCGAGGAGGGAGACAGCGACUGA
Molecule: messenger RNA, 2625 nt
Organism: Coniophora puteana RWD-64-598 SS2
Lineage: Eukaryota; Fungi; Basidiomycota; Agaricomycetes; Boletales; Coniophoraceae
Exons: 4
Coding region: 1-2625 (874 amino acids)
Biological process (GO): mitotic spindle midzone assembly; microtubule cytoskeleton organization
Cellular component (GO): cytoplasm; mitotic spindle midzone; spindle
Molecular function (GO): microtubule binding
Source: RefSeq, a predicted model, not a curated record